UGCAGCUUUAGCGUUGCCGUUUCUUGGGUUGGACGAAAAGAGGCCCUUCUCUUUUUAUCAUUCUAAUCUUUUUCCACACUCAUUCUCUUUGACCACACUCUUCCUCACCCUCCUCUUCCUUCUCUUCAGUCAUUAGAAUAAUGUCAACGGCAUUACCACCGUUACCGGACUCGUACUAUGAGAACUUUCUAGAAAGCUUAGCACAAAUUGUGUCCAAGCUAUUAACGGACAGGGAAACGGAGACGGUCCUUGCCUCCAUUCGGUCGUUCCAGGACAAACUGAAACGAUUAAGCAGUCAAAACCUUACACGUCUCAAGCUGGAGGCAACGGAAGCGGCAACGAAACAACAACGACGUGGUGGAGAAGCUGGGGAAGCUGCAGGUCGCUAUUGUCAACAUGACGGUAAAACUUGCACACAAAACUGCACUCGUGGAUUCAUCAAAGCGUUUGCUGUUGGUUUUGGCGUCAAAUACUUGAUUGGUAUUUUGCCCGCACUGUUAAUGGGCAAGGUGUUCAAGAGACCAGGCAUAUUGAAGCAGAUGGCUGGCAAAGAUACUGCCAUGUUUGCACUCUUUUUGAGCACAUUUCUCAGCAGCUACAAGGGCAUUUUAUGCUUGUUACGACGAUACUCACAAUCGGAUCGCUUGAAUUCGUUUGUCGCGGGAAGUAUAGCUGGAGCGUCGCUGUUGAUUGACCGCGACAAGCGACGACGCCAGUCGAUCAUGUUGUACCUGCUUACGCGGGCCAUCCAAUUUACGGGCGCAUGGUUGAUGAAGCAAUGGGCGAUCCAGCGCAAGGCACGGCACAACAAGGAGCUUCAGGAACUUAAAAAAAGAGUAGACAGGGAAGGAUUUGCGGCAGGCCAGCCACGGCAGCUGAUGGUCAAGAAGAAAUGGGACGAUCACCUAGCCAAAUUCAUGCAGCGAUGGGCGGGUGUGGGUGUGAUGAUCUUGGCCAAUGCACAAAUCAUUUUCGCCUUUUUGUUCCAUCCAGAGACGCUGCCCAAAGCAUACGAUUCGUUUUUACUCACGCAUUCAGGCUGGAAGCACGAUUUCGGUGGUAUGGCUGCUCCUCUUCGACAAGUGAUUGGUGACACGGUGAACCGUAUGGCUGAGGAAAAGGGUUCGAUCCGGAUGCCUUUGGACACAACGAGCCGUGAGUUCAUUGCCGAGACCGUGAGUCCCAACAUUGCCACCAUUAUCCCGCCCAAGAUUCGCCACCGGUUCGUCAUGUGUGCCCUGCAGCAUCCGCUCGAUCCGAGCUGCACACGUAGCAAGGCUACGCUAUUCCGGGAUGAGUACCUCAGAGCACUCAAGUUGUACGUUCCUUUGAAUGUGAUCAUGACAGCCGUGUUCCGAUCUGGACAGCUGACAACACAGCCAACGGAUGUGCUGCGCAAAUUCACUUAUUCAUGUCUGCGAUCCGCAUUCUUCCUGGGCAUGUACGUGUCUAUGGGUUUCGCCACCCCAUGUGCAGUUCGGCCCUUUGUGAACAAGGAGAGACCAUGGUUGUACCUGCUGCCUGGUGCUGUAGGUGGUGCGAUGGCAUUUUUGGAAGCACGCGGUCGUCAACUCGAACUCGGCCUCUACUGCCUGCCGCGUGCUAUGGAAUCAUGGUGGAUGCUGGCUGUGAAGCGUGGCUAUGCUCGAAAUAUUGCUAAUGGCGAUGUAGCUCUGUUUAUGCUUGCUAUGGGCACCCUCAUGACCAUGUACCAGAAUGACAAAGACACCAUCAGCUCACACUAUCUGAGCGUCAUGACUCGAUUCUUUGGUCACAACUAAAGUAGAAUGUCUUUCUAUUACCCUCGUUUCUUCAUGCUUUUUACAUAUAAUUCUUAACUUCAAAACAACGCACUCGCACGCCAGAUUUAUCACUUACUACCAACCCACGCACACGACACACCCCUAUUUUACUGAUUGUACACUAACUACUACCGCAACACUAUUACAUUUGACUAUACUUGAUGAUUCCCUCCUUUUUUUUUCUUACUUUGCGUAUCUUUCUUCUUUUUUAUUGUAAUAUGAGGAAACUAUAUAUAUACUAUACAUAUGA
Messenger RNA from Zychaea mexicana, 2052 nucleotides. RefSeq lists its product as uncharacterized. The coding region runs from base 141 to 1781 and encodes 546 amino acids. The record is from RefSeq and is a predicted model, not a curated record. Lineage: Eukaryota; Fungi; Mucoromycota; Mucoromycetes; Mucorales; Lichtheimiaceae. The transcript has 7 exons.